Molecule: messenger RNA, 3109 nt
Organism: Aplysia californica (California sea hare)
Lineage: Eukaryota; Metazoa; Mollusca; Gastropoda; Aplysiida; Aplysiidae
Source: RefSeq, a predicted model, not a curated record
GUGAAGGAAUAGAAGGAUCAACAUGUCGGAUAGUGAAACUGUAUCCUAUGUGAGCGAGUCUGUGCUGGGCUCCGAUUGUGACGACUUACAUGAGUCUUUCCCAGCGUUCAACUGUGGGAAUGGUUCACCUGUGGUACCAGACCAAGGAUGUGUCAACUUUACAAAAGACAGUGGGAAUUUGAAUGAGGUUCCACUUGACUGCAGUGUGCUAGAUCAACCCAAAAUAGAAAAUGUGAACACAAGUGUGCAAGUGUUCCGGUCCUCAGCGAGUGAAUCUUUCCACCUGGAAGAAGGUUGCUCCAAGUUUGUCCAAGAGUCAUCGUCCCCUCAGACUGUUCCCACGUCACACACACAGACUGGGGGGCAUCCAGAUUCUCACACAGUCUGCUCAGAGAGUUUCAAGGGGACUGUUGCUGACGGUCGUGAUGUUAUUCCUAACAGACGGAAAAGUUUUGAUCAUCUUGGUCUCUCAAUUACCAACCUAACUGAUGACAUUGACGGUACCGAUAUUGGCACUUUGUCCUUGAAGGACCAGAUGGAGGUUAGUCGCCCGUCAGAUUGUGGAAGGGGUCUACAGAGCAACAUAUCCAAUUUGUCUGUGGUACACGAUUCCUCAGUUCCGUCUACUCGGGUGGGGGUGGAACAAGCUGACUCUAUAUGUCUGGAGUAUGACACACAGCAUCCAGCUACAUCACCAGCUGGUUCCCAAGAGCCACGAGAUAAAAUCCUCCUACAGCACCAUGAUGUAGGGACGAUAGAUAAAGAAACGGUAAAUUCAAGCGCUCGGAAGCAGGAUCUUAAAGUUCAAGGUUCUUGGUUGAAAGCUAAGCAAAGUCCUCAACAACUGGCAGUCUCGCCUCAAACGUCGCAGGAAGAGCAAGCGUCUCCUCUAUUGUUGGUACCACUCCACCAUAAGAAGAAGCCGAGAUCGUUCUGUGAGCAGACAGCCAGAGAGAAUGUAACAACUGGUGAUAAAUAUUCCUUAGUCUGUGAACCAUCGAGUGGUGCUGCAGACGGGCCACCAUGGCCACACAAACCUUUUUCCCAUGACUGUGGGCUCGGGGACAGCGGUCGUGGAAGUCGAGGUCCACAUCAGACCUCUGUGUGGCCAAACAAGGACAGUUUGUACACAGAGGGUUCCACAGUGCCACCAGAUGAAAGGACAAAGACGAGCUUGACCUCUGCUGUUGACGAUAAGAAAUGUUCAGUAAAUCAGAUGAAAGAAUCCCAGUAUCUGCGGAGUCUUCUCAAACUGUACGAAGGAUAUCUAGGAAGGCCAGAGAGUUUUCCACAGUGUACUGCGUCCCAGCUACUCCAUUAUGAGGGGAGACUGAGAAAACUGAACAGCAGACACGAACAAGAGAAGUGUAGGCUGGUGCACCUGUCCAGGAAACAGGGCGUGUCGGCGGCGGAGAAGGGGAAGCUACGUGACAGGACGAGGGAGCUGAAGGGGAGACACUGGCUGCUGGGUCAGGUGGUCAACACGCACAAACAGGUCAAGCAAAGAUUGAAGUCGGCCUCCACAAAACCCGACCCACAGACAGAGACUCACCAGGCCAUGAAUUCUCAGCGCGAGGUUUGCGACAACCAGGGCAGUGAAGAUUUGUUCUGUACACAGGAUGGGGAAGAUGGGAAAAUAUACGACAGCCUCCGCGGAGCUAGUCAAGACUUAUUUCCUGUUUCAAGUCAAAUGAAAGUCUGCCUGCAAGAGUUACCUGAGGACAUGGGUGACCGUGCGUGGAAGCGGAGGAGAACUGUCGCAGACGAGGGAGAAUCAGGCAUGGGCAAGAGUGUCAGUGCUGUGUCUUCUGUGGAUGGUUCUUUGUCUGAGAGACCGCCCACUCGUGCGGAGAAUAGGAUGUUACCUUUAUCGUACCAGCGGCAGCAGAUAGAGGACACUUCAACAACUAUGACGGUGAACAAAAGUUUGUCGGUGGGAGGAAGUAAUUCAGAAAGAGAACGAUUCAGUCAAAGCAGCCUUCCGUGUGAUUUCUUUGACCCUGCACGUUUGGUGGUACCUCAGGUCCGUCACUUCACCUCUCAGCGUUCACUUCUGGAACAAGCAGGUGGAGGAAUUGUUGACAGUUCUGGUUUACAAAGUGAACCAUUCCCGUCACAAAAAGCAGCUGUGACUUCUGUGAGUAAUGUUACAAGACAGACUCCCACUCAGGUAGACGGAAAUUUGACGAGGUCAGUUGUAUUGCAGUCUAUUGUCACCCCAGCCACAGCAGCCUCUACUCGUUCUUACAACACCACCCAAACAGUCCCUGCUACUUUUUCUAAGACCACCACCCAAACAGUUCCUGCUACUUUUUCUAAGACCACCACCCGCACAGCUAAUGCCACUAGUUUAAGUUUACCCCUGGCUGCUUCAACAACACCCUCAACACAUCAAGGACUCUACGUACCCACACAGACUGAGACAGUGGCCCUUAAAGUUUCUCUCGUCUCAGAACCUACAGCCACAAAAGUCUCUCUGCUCAAGGACAGGACAGCAGUUGCUCCUGACUCACACACACUGAAGGUUGAGGCUCGUGCUGUUCUGCCAGCAGGAAAAGGAAGUUUCACGUGUUCGGAAAAAGACAUCUCUAUCCUGAAUGGGUGGUCACAGGCAAGUCUUGGAAACUCACAAAUCUUUGCCUCGAAAAACCCACAAGCCUCUGCGACCUCGUGCAGACCAAAGACUAUUAUUGUGGUGAGAAAGGGGAACUUGGAGCAAAACUUGGAGAACAAACCUUCUGUCUCUCAGACUGUGGAGAUGAGGAGAGCAGCAGACUAUGCUGAAGACAGACAGUCCGUGACCGCAAACACUGGGGACGAGAUACAUGACCUUGACAGGAUCGUUAAGAACUUGCGUAGGGUGAAAGUUAUUUCCAACAGUGAGGUUACAACUUCUUCGCCAGAUUUCCCUGAAGAGUUCUGGUUGUCCAAGUUCUCUGAUGUUGCGAUGACGCCUGAGUUUUGGCAGGAGGUUGAUGCUUGGUGACCAGACUGGCCCUCACUUCUGCUAUGCUGCAAAAUUCAAUAAAUUAUGUGACAUGGUGGGGAAAUCAGGUGCUCAUCAAAAUAAUGAAAUCAACAUUUUUCUACCUGUUUGGCAAUUUCAUCA